Dendroctonus ponderosae (mountain pine beetle) is the source of this 2997-nucleotide messenger RNA. RefSeq names its product aspartyl/asparaginyl beta-hydroxylase. Gene Ontology annotation, biological process: peptidyl-aspartic acid hydroxylation. Gene Ontology annotation, molecular function: protein binding; peptidyl-aspartic acid 3-dioxygenase activity. Gene Ontology annotation, cellular component: endoplasmic reticulum. The record is from RefSeq and is a predicted model, not a curated record. The transcript has 15 exons. Lineage: Eukaryota; Metazoa; Arthropoda; Insecta; Coleoptera; Curculionidae. Bases 227 to 2893 code for a protein of 888 amino acids.
AAUUUGUUUAUGAUUGUUUUUGCUAUAUCUCUGGUUAUAUUUUUUAAUUUUAUUUGUGUUGUGCAAUCAUUUAUUCGUUGCCUACUGAACUGCAGGAUUGAAAGUAAUAUUGCGGUCGUGGCUGAUCGUGCCAGUUCGGCGUACUGCCAUUGUUAAGUAACUUUGGACUCAGUAUAUUUUUUACAUGGUGGUGUUACUCGUCUAAAUUAGCAACUUCUUCCCGAAAAUGUCGGGCGAUGUUCAACCCCGAAAGCGAAAAGACAAAAAGAAACGAAAAGAUGAAGGGGAUACUUAUGGGCCUCUAUCAUCAAACGAGGACGUCACGAUUCAUUUACACAAGGAUGGUGGCACGGGGGGAAACAUCUGUGCGAAAAUAGUUUUCUUCUUUCUUUUCUCCGCUCUAAUUGUACUGGUCGGCCUUAUCAUUAAAGAAAACCAGGGACUGAAUGAACUGGACAGCGCAGAAGAAGAAUCGCGUUUUUCACAAAUCUUCGAAGGAUGGGUGGAUAAAAGUGCGGAUGAACAUGAAGAUCAUUCGCCUGAACUCCAUAGCCAUGAAGAAAGCAACGAGGAUGAAGAGGAGUACGAAGAUCAUUCAGAAGAAAGCAAUAUAGAGGACUCCGAAGAAGUCCAGUCUCAGGAACUUGAACAGGAGGAGGAUGAAGAUUCCACCGCUAGAUCUGAAGAGGACGAUUCACACGAACUCUCCUCAUCGCGCAGGUCGGAGGACGAAAGUGAAGUUGAUGAGGAUGAGGAGGACCAAAACAGCCCAGAGCUGUCUGAAGAAAAAAAUGACAGUAGUGAUGAGACUUUGCGGGAUGAGGAUGAUGAACAGGAGCCCGAACAAAGUACGGAAAUAAAUGACAAUAAAGAAAACAGCAGCGAAGAGGUUGGCGAAACUAUCGAAGGCGUCGACGCCAAAACUGAAGACCCCGAUAUCAACGAUUUAAACAAGGAUGAAGAUACUACUAUUCCGGAAACUCAGGACGCAGAACAACCUGCUAAAGAAAGCUCCGGCCUGGCUACAAAAAUUGGCGUUGGACUAGCUCUUUUGACAGUAGCCUACAAUGUGUUCCUAAGAAAGCGAAGAUCCGAUGUAUUGGAAAAACCAAUAUUGAAAGCCCCUAAAAUGGAAGAGGAAGAAAUAACAUCAAGUUUAUCCAGACGAAAUACCAUUGUUCCACCACCUACGCUUCAAGAAGUCGAACAGGACUUACCUGAAAUUGAAGUGGAAGAUGAAGAAUAUACUGAAGAAGAAUAUAGCGAUGAAGAUAGUCAUAGCGAGCAUCGAUCUCCGAGAGAGGAAUAUCAAGAACUUAGAACGACGUACUCUCGGUCUUUGACUCCCGAAGGAGAUUUUGAAGUAAAAGACAAGAAUUAUGAGGAAGAAGUUCUUGAAGACGAAAUCGAAGAAGAGGAGAUCGAACCGGAAGAACUCGAUGUAGAAGACUUAGAAGACGAUGUCGAUGACGACUACAACAGAUAUGACGAAGACGAAGACGAAGAGCUUCUUAAAAGACUGGAAGCAAAAUACGGGAAAUUAGGCAGAGACAUCAAUGUAGGGGACGAACUGGAAUCAGACUCUGACAAAGACGACGAUGAACAUUCAGACAUUACCAAUAAAGAUGAUGUUGCUCUUAAAGAAGAUCUUGAUGCUGCGCAACACCAACUUGAUAAGAAUGCAGCUUACGCUAACAAAAUGUUUGAGGCACUUCUUGAGCAAUAUCCACUUUCCCCUCGGUCGCUUUACGGCAAAGCCAGAGCAUUAGAUAUUUUAGCUGAAAAAAAGCAAAGCAACGAUCUGCUUUACGAAGCUCUAACUUUUUACGCAAGAGUUCUCAAUGCUCCUAAAGUACCUGAUCGUUUGUUCAUAAUUAGUGCUGAACGUCACAUUGAUAGAGCUCGUUUUAUGGGACAGUAUAAGAAAGCCAUUGCGGUGCAUUGGCAAAUUAUCGACAGAUUUCCGGACAAUUCCACCUACUUGAAUAAUUUAGCUGUUACAUAUUUGACCGUCAACCUAGUUGAAGAAGCACGAUCUGUACUGAAAAAAGUAAUUUCGAAGUGGCCCAAUGAUGGGUUCGCUUUAGUCCAUUACGGUUUUAUCUUGAAGACUGUAGAUAAUAAUUUGGAAGAAGCCAUCCAGUAUAUGUCGAAAGGGCUAAGAACUGAAGCUGCUGGCGUUGUUGACGGUAGAUUUUACUUCCACCUAGGCGAUGCACUUACCCGUGUAAAUAGAAAAGACGAGGCUGAUAAACUGUACGAAGAGGGUGUUGAGAAGAAAGUAUUUCGAUCCAAGUAUCAAAGAUCACUGUACAACGUAGAUCGACUACCAGCCAAGCCUUGGUUGAACCCGAAAGAUGUUCCCUCCUAUCAGACGCUUUUUGCUGCCUUAGUAGAAAAUUGGAAACAAAUCAGACAAGAAGGCUUGUCUGCGCUAAACGACCAAGGAUACUUUCAGGAUGAGGCAGAAAACCUUAAAGACUCAGGCACUUGGAAGCAACUGGAAUUGUUUGCUCGUGGCCGAAAGUUUGCAAAGAAUUGCGAAAGAACACCCAUAACAUGUUCAGUUAUUGAAAGAUUUCCGGAGGCGAGCCGAUGCAAAAGAGGCCAAACUAAGUUUAGUGUCUUGCAUCCGGGAACACACGUGUGGCCGCAUUGUGGCCCUACGAAUUGUAGACUAAGGAUACAUUUAGGGCUCAAAAUUCCUGCUGAUGUCUUUUUAAGAGUUGCAGAGGAGACUAGGGGAUGGAAAGAGGGCGAUAUCAUCAUGUUUGAUGAUAGCUUUGAGCAUGAAGUCUGGCAUAAUGGGACUGAGUUUAGGCUGGUCUUAAUUGUAGACGUUUGGCAUCCAAAUUUGACUUCUAUGGAGAAGCAAAGUCUCUCGGCAAUUUAACCUGUAGAUACCAUUACAUAUUUUUAUGUACAACGUAGUUUUAGUAAGUGAUUUUUUGUAUCAAAACUUGUCAUGUUCCAAAAUACAUGUAAGAUGAAUACUUA